Messenger RNA from Effrenium voratum, 2301 nucleotides. Lineage: Eukaryota; Dinophyceae; Suessiales; Symbiodiniaceae. The record is from the annotation of a GenBank genome assembly.
CAAUUGGCACGCCUUUGCACAGGCAGAUGCAUGAGUAGGUUCAAACAUAUUCCCCUGUGGCCAUGAAACCAGGGACGUUCGGUGUGAGCCGAUCUCAUGGUGAUUUGCAGAACGUGGACAUCAUCGAAGAUCGUUCGGUUCGGCGCAAGUCUGGGUUGCCGUCCAGAUACCAAAAAGGAAAGUUCUUGGGCAAGGGUGGGUUUGCGAAGUGCUAUGAAGUUCAAGACCUGGAGUCCAAGGAGUUCUUCGCUGCCAAGAUUGUUUCAAAGGCUUCGAUUACAAAGCCUCGGGCACACGCAAAGCUCAGGUCCGAGAUUGCAAUUCACAGGGAGCUGCGGCACGAGAAGGUGGUGAAAUUUUACGACUUCUUUGAGGACCAGGAGCAUGUUUACAUCAUGCUCGAAGUGUGCCCCAAUCAGACCUUGAAUGAGUUCAUGCGACGCCGCCCAGCCAAAAGACUCUCUGAACAAGAGGCGAUCUUCUAUAAUUACGAUCUGAUCCUCGCUCUUCAGUACCUGCAUCGCCGAAGAAUCAUUCACCGCGACUUGAAGCUGGGAAACCUUUUCCUAGACAAGAAUAUGCGGCUGAAGGUUGGCGACUUUGGGCUUGCAGCCCAGCUGGAGUUUUCUGGCGACAAGAGAAGGACGAUUUGUGGUACGCCAAACUACAUUGCGCCGGAAAUUCUCGAAGGCAAGCACGGACAUUCCUUUGAGGUGGACAUUUGGUCUCUCGGCGUCAUUGUCUACACCAUGGUCUUUGGCCGUCCGCCCUUUGAGACAUCAGACGUGAAGACUACGUAUAAGAAGAUUAAAAACAACCAAUACGUCUUUCCAGAGGCAGUUCGAGUUUCCAUGCAGGUGAAGGACUUGAUCCGCCGGAUCCUGCAGACAGAUCCUUCGACAAGACCGAGCUUGGACGACAUACUGAACUCGAGCUGGUUCUGCACAAGCAGGGUGCCACCGCCAAUGCCUGAUAGCGUGAGUUCUUGCUCCGCUUCACCACGACUGCAGGUGAUGCCCACUUACGGAGGUUUGACACCUGUUUUGUCUGCAAGGCAGCCCGGGCUGUCGCCUAUCCACACUCCCUUGCCAAGCACGCCGGGCAGAUGUCAGCAGCAAGGUCGACCACCUCUUGCCCAGCGCGGCAACAAGGAGAACAUUGUGCCGAACUACGGCAAUGCCACUGAUGUCAAAGAGAAUAUCAACUAUGUGGGCAGCUUUGCGCCCUCCUGCAAUGGCACAUUUGGCCAAAAUAGGACGCUAAGUUCAGCGAGGCUGGGUGACAGCGCACGGAUUCUGGACAGUCCAAGCACUGGGGCUACGUUUGGUCCAGGCCUUCCUGAAGAAUGUGGGAACUCCAGUGCUAGGCAUCAGUCACCUCGUCGCCUGGAACGAGGCAGAAGUCUGUCCCCCGCAGUUGUCAACUCCGAGGUGGUGACUCCGCGUGAUGCCUUCCGACUCAACACAGCACGAAAGGCUUCAGAGUUCAUUUCUGAUCGGCCUCCUCCACGUGCGGAGGGACACGUUGGCAGUCACUCUACCAUGCCUGAAGUUUGGGUGACCAAAUGGGUGGACUACGCAAGCAAGUAUGGCGUGGGCUACAUCCUCUCUGAUGGUUCCAUUGGUGUGUACUUCAAUGAUUCGACGAAAAUAGUGCUGGUCCCAAACGGCGACCGAUUUGACUACAUAACGCGCAGAAUGCAGGACAAGCCUGAAGAGAGAAAUACAUAUUCCUGGGAAAGCUAUCCAGAGGAGCUGAAGAAAAAGGUGACACUCCUUCGAAACUUCAAGAACUACAUGAUGACAGAUGCAUUGGAGCGCAAGGAUGGAGCUUCAGCCGGAACCUCGAGCUUGAAGAACACCGCAAAGACAAAGGCAAACUAUGGAGCGGGUCAGGUGCCCUUUGUCAAAAAGUGGACCCGUAACAAGCACGCCAUCAUGUUUCAGCUGAGCAACAAGAUUGUGCAGGUGAUCUUUUUUGACAAGACAGAAGCUGUGCUGUCUUCAAAAUUGCACACGGUGACCUACAUUGACAAGAAGGGGCAGGUCGAAUCGUACCCGCUCACCAAUGCCUUUGACGUACCUAGUGCUGAGCUGGCAAAGCGGCUUCGGUACACCAAGGAUAUUUUGGUGAAUUUGCUUGGGUCGCGACUCCCUUUUGGACUUCCGACCAUGGUGGCUGCACAUCAUCGAGAUUGCUGAGAUUAUGACUUUUUGGCAUUCAACAAGGCGACUCGGGCUGAGUGGAGCCAUAGGAUCGAAUUAUUUUCCGAUUGAUGGCUCGCUAUCCUGCCAAAGUACA